Molecule: messenger RNA, 2633 nt
Organism: Peromyscus maniculatus bairdii (prairie deer mouse)
Lineage: Eukaryota; Metazoa; Chordata; Mammalia; Rodentia; Cricetidae
Gene: Elmo3
Product: engulfment and cell motility 3
Biological process (GO): cell motility; actin filament organization
Source: RefSeq, a predicted model, not a curated record
GGCGGGGCCAGGCCUUCUCAGUGGGGCGGAACGGGUCAGGGCAGGCUGGGUCCUACCCUCCUACCCCUGAGAUUAACCCGGAACUAACAGGCUCCUUUAGGAAGGCCUUGGAGCCAGAUUGAGUGGUAACCUGAGCUGUGAGUGCAGGCCACCGGAGCCAGGCUUUAGACAGAGGGAGGACCCAGCCCCAGACGAGGUGCACCCUCGGCGGGAGGUGGCACAGUUGUGCAAAGUGCCGACGGCCACAGCGGCAGGACUUAUGGCGCCCCCAAGGAACGUGGUGAAGAUCGCUGUUCAGAAGUCUGACGCCAUCCCACAGCUUAUCCAGCUAGACCAGGCAAAGCCCCUGGCCACUGUGCUGAAGGAGGUGUGUGAUGUGUGGAACGUGACUGACUCCGAGCGCUAUGCCCUGAAGUUUGCUGAUGGGCACAAGAGAUACAUCACAGAGAAUAACCGCACGGAGAUCAAGAAUGGAAGCAUCCUGUGCCUCAGCACUGCCCCAGACCUGGAGGCCCAGCAGCUGCUGGGUGGGUUGCAGAGCACAAGUCGUGAAGGGUGCUACCAAGCCCUGAAAAACCUGGUCCCGCUGGCCUCAGACAUGACCUUUGCCCAGGAGGUCAUCAGCCGUGAUGGGCUUCAGAGACUAAGCGCCAUCAUUGAAAAUGGGGAUGACCUAGGGGAGAUGCUGGCCCUUGGUCUAAGGGCUUUCUUGGAGCUCAUGGAACACGGCGUGGUGUCCUGGGAGACACUCAGCAUCCCCUUUGUCAGGAAGGUGGUAUCUUACGUGAACAUGAACCUGAUGGAUGCCUCUGUGCAACCCUUAGCUCUCAGGCUGCUGGAGAGUGUGACUUUGAGCAGCCCUGCCCUGGGCCAGCUGGUGAAGAGCGAGGUGCCAUUGGACAGGCUGCUGGUGCACCUGCAGGUAAGGAACCAGCAGCUGCAAACCAAGGCUAUGGCAUUGCUGACAGCCCUGCUGCAGGGGGCCAGCCCUGCUGAACGGAAGCAUAUGCUUGACUACCUAUGGCAGAGGAAUCUUCGCCAGUUCAUCUACAAGGUAGGGUGGACCAGACCAGGGAGACCCGCUCCCCAGUCCUCCUUUCCCAGGGAGUCUUAUCCAAGCCUGGCUGUUUUCCAGAAUAUUAUCCACAGUGCAGCACCCAUGGGCGAUGAGAUGGCUCACCACUUGUAUGUGCUGCAGGCUCUUACACUGGGGUUGCUGGAGCCACGGAUGCGGACACCACUUGACCCCUACAGCCAGGAACAGCGGGAUCAGCUGCAGGCCCUGCGCCAGGCAGCCUUUGAACCAGAGGGGGAGCCCUCGGGCACAGGACUGAGCGCUGACCGCCGCCGUUCUCUCUGUGUCCGGGAGUUCCGAAAGCUAGGCUUCUCUAACAGCAAUCCAGCCCAGGACCUGGAGCGUGUGCCCCCAGGCCUGCUGGCCCUGGACAACAUGCUCUACUUCUCCAGGCAUGCGCCCAGUGCAUACAGUCGGUUCGUGCUGGAGAACAGUAGCCGAGAAGACAAGCAUGAGUGCCCCUUUGCCCAGAGCAGCAUCCAGCUGACAGUGUUGCUGUGUGAGCUGCUCCAUGUUGGGGAGCCUUGCUCCGAGACAGCCCAGGACUUCUCACCCAUGUUCUUCAGUCAAGACCAUAGUUUCCAUGAGCUCUUCUGUGUGGCUAUCCAGCUGCUGAAUAAGACCUGGAAGGAAAUGCGGGCAACACGGGAGGAUUUUGACAAGGUAAUGCAGGUGGUUCGGGAGCAGCUAGCCCGGACGCUGGCUCUGAAGCCCACCUCCCUGGAGCUCUUCCGAACCAAAGUGAAUGCUCUCACCUAUGGGGAAGUGCUGAGGCUGCGGCAGACAGAGCGGCUGCACCAGGAGGGCACUCUGGCCCCUCCUAUACUGGAGUUGCGGGAGAAGUUGAAGCCAGAGCUCAUGGGCCUGAUCCGCCAGCAGCGUUUGCUCCGACUCUGUGAGGGGAUGCUCUUCCGCAAGAUCAGCAGCCGGAGACGCCAGGACAAGCUGUGGUUCUGCUGUUUGUCCCCCAACCACAAAGUGCUGCAGUACGGGGAUGUGGAAGAGGGUGCCAACCCACCCGCCCUAGAGAGUCUACCUGAGCAGCUCCCUGUGGCAGACAUCAGGGCACUCCUAAUGGGCAAGGACUGCCCCCAUGUCCGGGAGAAGGGUUCUGGGAAGCAGAACAAGGACCUCUAUGAGUUGGCUUUCUCCAUCAGCUAUGACCAUGGGGAGGAAGAAGCAUACCUCAACUUCAUUGCCCCUUCCAAACGGGAUUUCUACCUGUGGACAGAUGGGCUGAGUGCCCUGCUGGGCAGCACCAUGGGCAGUGAGCAGACUCGGCUAGACCUGGAACAGCUGCUUACCAUGGAGACCAAGUUGCGCUUGUUGGAACUGGAGAAUGUGCCCAUUCCCGAGCAGCCUCCCCCAAUACCCCCACCCCCUACCAACUUUAACUUCUGCUAUGACUUCAGCAUCACUGAGCCUUGACUGAAGUUGGCCAUAGGCCACAACUGGUGCUGCUGUAGCAGCCACAAAGAGGGAUGAAAAGAAAGCACAGACAACCUGACCAGCAGAGCCUCUAGCAGAAAUAAAGUUGGCUUGGCUUAUAGAUACGUGU